Messenger RNA from Xiphophorus hellerii (green swordtail), 2815 nucleotides. It is a transcript of the gene cacng5b, whose product is annotated as calcium channel, voltage-dependent, gamma subunit 5b. The coding region runs from base 668 to 1498 and encodes 276 amino acids. Gene Ontology annotation, cellular component: postsynaptic density membrane; AMPA glutamate receptor complex. Gene Ontology annotation, molecular function: channel regulator activity; voltage-gated calcium channel activity. The record is from RefSeq and is a predicted model, not a curated record. Gene Ontology annotation, biological process: regulation of AMPA receptor activity; neurotransmitter receptor internalization; postsynaptic neurotransmitter receptor diffusion trapping. The transcript has 6 exons. Lineage: Eukaryota; Metazoa; Chordata; Actinopteri; Cyprinodontiformes; Poeciliidae.
CUUAAAAUAACAAGAUAUUUCCAGAUAUUUUAUGAGUUGGGUGGUUAUGUUGGUGUGAAAAAAUAAAAUGGCAUAAAGUCCAUCUCUAGGUUUUGACAUCAGCCUGGAAGCUCAGGUGAGCUGAUCUUCGUGCUGCAUUUACAGUCAUUUUUUCAUAAUUUAAUCAAGAUUCAUUUGGAGUCAGGUAAUCUUUACAUAAAACAAAGCCUUUACCUAAAAUCUAGGAAUUCCUUUAGUAAUUUGCUAGUAAUGCUCAGUCAUUUGAAGUUGCAGCUGCUGAGUUGCUCUCUCUCUUUCUGUGUGUGAGUAUUUGCAAAAUGAGCAACAGAAAUCAGACAGCAGAGCAGGACCAAGUAGCUCUCCUCUCUCCCUCUCUCUCCAUCUUUCUCUCUCUCUCUGCCUUUCUCCCUCUCUCUCUGUCUCUCCCUCACCCGUUUUACUGUAGCAUCGACACACUGCUUCAUCUUCUCCGUCAACUCACUGUUCUCCAGAGGAUUUUAUUGAUCACUGGUGAAUUUACCUCAUUAUUCUUCCAUCAGGACUUUUUAUUUUUAACCGUGAGCUGCAAGAUUUUGUGGUUAACACUUUACAAACAGCGUAUUGUUCCAGGACCCAGUUUUUUUUAUUUUAUUUUAUUUAUUAUAACAACAACCAUCUUUUGGAAACCAUGAGUGCGUGCAGCAGGAAGGCUCUGACUUUACUCAGCAGUGUCUUUGCAAUCAGUGGCCUGGGGCUGCUGGGAGUGGCGGUGAGCACAGAUUACUGGCUCUACCUGGAGGAGGGAGUCAUCAUGCCUCUGAACCAGACGGCUGACAUCAAGACGUCACUGCACUCAGGUCUCUGGAGGGUCUGCUUUCUGGCUGGUGAGGAAUCCGGCCGCUGCUCCACCAUCGAGUACAUGAUGCCAACGAGUCUCCAGCUGACGUCAGAGUCCACAGGAAAUGUACUCAAGAUGAUCCGCUCAUCGACUCCAUUCCCUCUGGUCAGCCUCUUCUUCAUGUUCAUCGGUUUUGUCCUCAACAACAUCGGACACGUCCGUCCUCACCGCACCAUCCUGGCGUUUGUUUCAGGAAUCUUCUUUAUCCUUUCUGGGCUGGCUCUAGUGGUGGGUCUGGUAUUGUACAUCUCCAGCAUAAAUGAUGAGAUGCUGAACAGAACAAAGAGCAGUGAGGUCUACUUCUCCUACAAGUAUGGCUGGUCUUUCGCCUUCGCUGCCCUCUCCUUCCUGCUCACUGAGAGUGCGGGAGUCAUGUCUGUCUACCUGUUCAUGAAGCGCUACACAGCAGAGGAGAUCUACCAGGCUCGCCGCCCCAAUUUCUACCGGCCUCGGCUCAGCAACUGCUCUGACCACUCCGGUCAGUUCCUCCACCCAGAGUCCUGGUCGCGUGGACGAAGCCCCUCUGACAUUUCAAGCGAAGCGUCACUGCAGAUGAGCGCCAGCUACCCCGCUCUCCUCAAAUGUCCCGACUAUGACCAGGUGUCAUCUUCACCUUGCUGAGUCAUCAGAGGUCGAUUAAAGGUCACUGAGCAAUCUCUUAAAGAGUCAAAUAGCAAAGUGAAACAAAGAAGUUUCAUUGUAUUGAACAGAGACCAGCCAAAUAAGUGAGUGCUAUUGGUCAGAAGACUUGAGUUGAGUUAAUUCCUAUCAGGAAAAAAUAGAUUUCUUUGUGAAUACAGUACAUUUUCAGCUUAAAAGCGUAUGCUGAAAAGUUUUAAUUUUGUUAGGAUCUUAUAUGACAGACCAGUGUUUUCAAUCCAAAGAGCCAUUUUUACAUUCAGUCAUGCUAAUUAAAAUUUAUUUUGAUCCACAAAUGUUACUGAAUAUAGUAAAUUAAUUUGAAGAGCCACAAUUUUAUUUCUAUUUUUAGGUUUUACAGUUAGGAAAAACAUAACUUUCCAACUUUAAUGAAGUGUUGACAUUUGCGGAAAAUGAAUUAGAAAAAAGCACAUAGUUUCCAACUUAAUGACAAGAGAAAUUAAAUCUAAAUAUAUCAUUACUAGAACUUUUAGUUUCAGUCUGUUGUGGAAAUCAAUGCAAUUAUUCCAUUAAAAAAACUGCUAAAACCUGCAUUUGUUGUUAUAUCUACAUCUAAAAACAUUAGUUGGUUGAAACAUUAAUUGAAAACUCGAUCUAGUGACCAAUGUUGAGGGCAACUAGAUAAGAAGAAAACCAGAUGACUCUUCUCUCGGCUACUCAAACACCAUUUGAGUGUUUGUCUGAGAACCAUAUUUUUUCCUUCCACUUCAAAGAAUGACCUUCUUUGGUCUACAAUGCAAAACUCAAUAAAACAUAAUAAAGCUUGAGAUUGUAAGGUGACAAAAUAUGAAAAGGUUUGAGAGUUAGACACAGACAUGUCCUUUCUCCAGAUAUCACACCUUUUCCAGACAAUGAACAAAACUCCAAUAGUUGAAGUCACAAAAGGGUCUGUUUUUGUUUGAUUGGGAAGCUAAAUUUAUAUCAGAGACAAUAUGAAUAGCUUCCAUUGUGAUCUUUUAUUCUAUAUUGUAAAAGAACAAGAUAUGUUGUAUUUUAAAAAUACUCUGCAUAGCAAAGUAGACUUUAUGCAACACUAUAAGUUGAUAAAUCUUUGAUAAUUUAACUGAACAGUUUUCAAAUUGUAAUUUUAAGGAAAGCGCCUGUAGGGGGCACCAGUGUUCCAUGUCCUGUCCAAUAAGUGUUUUUGCAGAAACCCAACCGGUUUUUCCGAACAUAUCCUGUUCGGCUUCCUGUUUGCUUACCUUGGUUGCCUUUAGUCAGCCACGUAGCAAAACAGUCUUUCUCUACACUUGAAAAGUAAUAAAUAUCUUUCUGCAA